Messenger RNA from Aureobasidium musti, 656 nucleotides. Lineage: Eukaryota; Fungi; Ascomycota; Dothideomycetes; Dothideales; Saccotheciaceae. The record is from the annotation of a GenBank genome assembly.
CCAUGGCUCCCGAGACUGUCCUUGUCGUAGGUUCGACCGGCAACAUUGGUGUCUCUGCAGUCAUCGGCGCGCUCAACACCAAACGCAACGUCCUUGCUGUCGUGCGCAACCAAGAAUCAGCCGAGAAAUUGUUCAAGCAUGUCGGCACGCGCGAAGGCAUCACCAUCGCAGAAGCAGAUAUCACAUCUGAAGCAGACAUGCUCCGACUAGUGAAAGAUGUCAAGACAGGUAAACUGCCUGCUUUCCAACAUGUAUAUGCCGCUGUCGCCUACAAAGCUACCAUUCCAUACCUACUUGAGCAAGGAUUCCAGGACAGCACCUGGACACUUUGCACAGGCGGCAUGGGCGAUGUCGGUCUACGUGCAGGAGCAGCCUUAACACAAGGUGCCCUCUACUCUCUCGCCAACGUAGCCUGCCGCGACCUCGAAAACACCAACAUUCGCUUUAACGAAGUGUACCUGAACUUGAGAGUGGAGGUAGACGAAUCAGCCAAACAGACGGGCUUCUUCAAAGCCACAGACUUUGCGGCAGAUUAUCAAGAGAUUCUUGGAUGUCCUAAUGUUAGGAGCUCAAGAAUUAGUGUCUUUGAUAAGAAGGAUUUCACGCAGUUGGUGCAUAAGAAGAAGCGUGUUGACUGGGCUUUCAAGAAGGAUAAC